This is a messenger RNA of Dreissena polymorpha, 875 nucleotides long. Its product is annotated as E3 ubiquitin-protein ligase rnf213-alpha-like. The transcript has 9 exons. Lineage: Eukaryota; Metazoa; Mollusca; Bivalvia; Myida; Dreissenidae. Bases 303 to 866 code for a protein of 187 amino acids. The record is from RefSeq and is a predicted model, not a curated record. Gene Ontology annotation, molecular function: ubiquitin-protein transferase activity; ATP hydrolysis activity.
UCUAUGAACAGAAAGUACUCCAAACUGCCAGACGUCUGUGCGAAAAUGUUGGAACAAAAUGGCCAAAAAUUUUUCUUGUUAAGGUAUUGUGUCGACACUAUGGCAAUGAUUUGUAUAAUAGAUUGUAUAGGACACAUACUUGGAUUGCCUUGGACGACACCGAACAUCAGACAGAGGUAGCGGACAGAUAUAUCGUUGUUGGAGACGUUUACACAAUUAUCAGAGAUGCGGUGUCAAACACUGUUCUAAACAAAAAUAUUGAACAAUUGAACGGGUUACUACAGAAUGUUAAUCCACGACACAUGCCGGUGGAAACAUACUUGAAACUGGCCAUACACCGAGAAAUAACAUGCUCUUAUGUACGGCAAUCCGCACGUGAACAUAUGCAUGGGUUGAAAGAACUAAGAGAUUAUCUGGAGGCUGCUAUUUUUUUACAAGACAAGGAUCAGCUAGACAAGUUGCUGGACAAUGAACUUCAACAUGAGUUCUUGAAGAUAACCCCUGGAAGUGAUAUCGCUCAUCAAGGAUUGCAAUGCUUACUGGUUCAUUUUUAUUUUGUUAUGAACACAUUUAAAAUAGGUUCAACAUUACUUGAUGCGCUCAUAAUGUUGAUGAAUGGAAAUAAUUAUAUUCAGAAAAUGUUUUUGCCUACAAUGCCACAAGAUGACUGGGAAGAUAUUAAAGCUGUUAUGCGCAAUGCGUCAGGAACUGAAAAUGCUCGUUUUUAUCGUUGCCCAAACGGUCAUCUCUACAGUAUUGGAAAUUGUGGGAGACCAAUGGAAAUACAAACUUGCCCAGUUUGUGGAGAGAAGAUUGGUGAGAUAAAUUUUAAGCUGAUAGCAGGGAAUGUUGAAGACAAAGCGUGAGUAUUAGUA